AUGAAACGUUGGCAAUUUGCCGUCUUGUGCGCCCUCUUGGCUCUUUCAGCUCACUCGGUAAGAAACUCUUCCGCUUUACAAGAUAUAGAAAAACAAAUAAACAAGACGGUUAUCUGUGAAAAUAUAACUGAAAUACAACUGAAGACAAGUUUUGAGAGUUAACUUGUAUUUUAGUAGUAGAGAUUAGAUAGUAAACCUUUUUAGUCAAAGUAUAAGCGGGUUUUGAUUAAAAAAUUUAGAAAAGAGAAAAAUAUUUUCGAAUAAACAAUGUGACAUUUCGUUUGCAGCGGAAAAACAAAUCGAUUUUUCAAUGUUUUAGGUACAAAAAUGACUCAAUAAAUGGAAUAAAAUUGAAACAAAAAAAAUUUCAUACUACUUUCCGUACUAUUUAUUCCUUCUUUUAGAUACUCUAAGAUACAAUAAUACAAAAUUACGUUUUCAGGGUCCAGUAGAACGUGCCCGCCGUCAACUAGGCGGAGGAUGUGGCCAACAACAACAGCAAUGCUGCUGCCAACCCGUACAACAACAACCACAGUGCAUGUGUAUGCCCGUCCAACAAGACCCAUGUUGCCAACAACAGCAACAACAACCACAAUGCCAGUGCAUGCCUGUACAACAACAACCACAAUGCCAAUGCAUGCCGGUUCAGCAGCAACCACAAUGUGUCUGUGUGCCAGUACAACAGGACCCAUGCUGUCAGCAAGACCAACAACAGAACUGUCCUCAAUGUCUCCAGGUAACCAUCCAGGCCAAACUUGAACCCCAACAACAACAGCAACAAAACCCAUGUUGUCCACAGCCUCAACAGAACCCAUGCUGCCCACAGCCUCAACAACAACAACCACAAUGUGUCUGUAUGCCAGUCCAGCAAGAUCCAUGUUGCCAACAACAACAGCAACAACCCCAAUGUCAAUGCAUGCCAGUUCAGCAAGACCCAUGCUGUCAACAGCAACAACAACAACCUCAAUGCCAGUGUAUGCCUGUGCAACAGGAUCCAUGUUGCCAGCAACAACAACAGCAGCCUCAGUGUCAAUGUAUGCCAGUACAACAAGAUCCUUGCUGCCAACAACAGCAACAACAACCUCAAUGUCAGUGCAUGCCAGUCCAACAGCAACAGAACCCAUGUUGCACGCAACCUCAGCAACAGCAGCCUCAGUGUGUGUGUACUCCAGUACAGCAAGAUCCCUGCUGUCAGCAACAACAGCAACAACCACAAUGUGUCUGCACUCCAGUGCAACAGGACCCAUGCUGCCAACAACAACAGGCUCCUCCUCAGCCACAAUGUGUUUGUACGCCAGGUAAGGGUAAUAGUAUUGCCGUACUAACUCUUACAUUGCACUAAUACUAAAGAUUUUUAUUUUUUUCUAAAUUCAAAAAAGUUCGCCAUAAUUAAUUUUUCCAAAAAUGAAAAACUUCAGUCCAACAAGACCCCUGCUGCCAGCAACAACAACAGCCUCAAGGUCUGACAAUCCAGUCCAUCACUAUUCAAUGUACUCCAGGCCAACAAAACUGCCCUCCAAUGCCUCAGGUAAUGCAAUGCCAACAAGCUCAAUGCCAAUGCCCACCACAGUACGUGCAAUGCGCUGCCAAACAGUGCUGUCUACGCUACAGAUACAUGUCUCGUCGUGCUAAACGCGCCUUCGAAAAGCGAUUUUUGGCUAAACGUGCUUAA
Bursaphelenchus okinawaensis is the source of this 1672-nucleotide messenger RNA. NCBI's taxonomy places the organism in Eukaryota, Metazoa, Nematoda, Chromadorea, Rhabditida, Aphelenchoididae. The record is from the annotation of a GenBank genome assembly.